AAGCGCUUGCUCGAGCGUUUUCUACAAAAAUCAAUCUCAAAAAACUCCGCGAAUAUUCCACAGCCAUCGGCUUCUCUCCUCCUCCGACUCCCAAGCGUUGGUUGCCAACUCUCUCCUGCAUCGCCAUGCCUUCCCUGGUCCUUCUUCCUCAGUCUCCCAUCUUUAUUUCUUACCGCUUAACAUCCUCCUGCUCCUCUGUCCGCAAUUUUAUUCCCUGCAACGCAAAGCCCGUUCUCCAAUCUUCUCCGUGGCCACAUUCCCCAAGCCGCCGCAACCGAACCCUUGUUCUCAAUUCGGCUGUGGACCGUGUCCCUGUCGCUGACCCUCCCCCACCUCCCCCACCGCCUCCUCGAAACGGAGGCCCGCCCGGCGAUCUUAUCGCGUCUCUCAAGCUCAAUUUACUGAGUGCUGUUUCUGGGCUAAAUAGAGGUCUUGCUGCUAGUGAAGAUGAUCUACGAAAGGCAGAUGCUGCGGCUAAGGAACUUGAAGGUAUCGGAGGACUGGUAGAUCUGACAGUCGAUCUGGAUAAAUUGCAAGGGAGGUGGAAACUGAUUUAUAGCAGUGCCUUCUCAUCACGUACGCUGGGCGGGAGCCGUCCUGGCCCUCCAACCGGCAGACUUCUUCCUAUAACUCUUGGUCAGGUUUUCCAACGAAUUGAUAUCCUGAGCAAGGAUUUUGAUAAUAUAGUGGAGCUUCAACUGGGUGUUCCAUGGCCCCUACCACCUAUCGAAGUAACAGCCACAUUAGCUCAUAAAUUUGAACUCGUAGGAUCUUCAAAGAUAAAAAUAAUAUUUGAGAAAACCACAGUGAAGGCAGCCGGGAACUUGUCGCAAUUGCCACCAUUAGAGAUACCCCGAAUUCCUGAUCAAUUUAGGCCUCCAUCUAAUACUGGAAUUGGUGAAUUUGAAGUUACAUAUCUUGAUUCAAAUACCCGUCUUACUCGAGGAGAUAGAGGUGAGCUAAGGGUCUUUGUGAUCUCGUGAUUUCCUGGAGUAUGCAUUGUCCCGGCUAAACUUGGAAGCCUUUCAAUGUAUAUUAUUGAAUAUGUUAAUCAUUUAUCGUUUAUAAGUUAUUAACUAAA
Messenger RNA from Prosopis cineraria, 1081 nucleotides. Its product is annotated as plastid-lipid-associated protein 6, chloroplastic. The record is from RefSeq and is a predicted model, not a curated record. Lineage: Eukaryota; Viridiplantae; Streptophyta; Magnoliopsida; Fabales; Fabaceae. The transcript is spliced from 4 exons. The coding region runs from base 126 to 983 and encodes 285 amino acids.